AUGUCCGGGAAACACUGGCCCCCGGGGACGCAGUGCGUCACCAAGCACGACCACACCAAGCCGAAGGCCCGGGAGCUGGCCUUCCGCAAGGGCGACGUGGUCACCAUCAUUGAGGCCAUGGAGGGCAAGGGAUGGUACCGUGCCAGACACAACGAGACGGGGCAGGAGGGGGUACCCGCGGCCGCUGUUUUCAUCCGCGUCGACCCCAAGCUCAGCCUCAUGCCCUGGUUCCAUGGGAAGAUCUCGGGAGUGGAGGCGGUGCAGGAGCUGCAGCCCCCCGAGGACGGGCUCUUCCUGGUGCGCGAGUCCGUCCGGCACCCCGGCGACUACGUGCUGUGCGUGAGCUUCGGCAAAGAGGUGAUCCACUACCGGGUGGUGCACGAGGAGAACACGCUCAGCAUCGACAGCCAGCAGUACUUCUCCAACCUCAUGGACAUGAUCGAGCACUACAUGAAGGAGCAGGGAGCCAUCUGCACCAAGCUGGUGAAGCCCAAACCGAAAACUGGGAUGAAGUCAGCUGAGGAGGAGUUGGCCAAAGCUGGCUGGUUGCUGAACCUGCAGUACCUCACACUGGGAGACCGCAUCGGGCAAGGCGAGUUCGGAGAUGUCUUGCAGGGUGAGUAUAUGGGGCAGAAGGUGGCUGUGAAGAACAUCAAGUGUGACGUGACCGCCCAGGCCUUCCUUGCUGAGACUGCUGCCAUGACGAAGGUCCGGCACAAAAACCUGGUGUGCUUGCUCGGUGUGAUCCUGCACAACGGCCUCUACAUCGUCAUGGAGUUCAUGAGCAAGGGCAACCUGGUGAACUUCUUGCGCACGCGGGGCCGGGCUCUCGUCUCGACCCAGCAGCUCCUCCUGUUCGCUCUAGACGUGGCCCAGGGCAUGGACUACCUGGAGUCCAAGAAGCUGGUGCACAGGGACCUGGCUGCCCGCAACAUCCUCAUCUCCGAGGAGAAUGUGGCCAAAGUGAGCGAUUUUGGCUUGGCCCGGGUCAACCCCAAGGGCAAGGAUGCCACUUUGCUGCCCGUGAAGUGGACAGCCCCGGAGGCCCUGAAACACAACAAAUUCUCCUCCAAGUCGGACGUGUGGAGCUACGGGAUCCUCCUGUGGGAAACCUUCUCCUUCGGCCGAGCGCCUUACCCCAAGCUGAGCCUGAAGGAGGUGACGGAGCUGCUGGAGCAGGGGUACCGCAUGGAGCCCCCCGAGGGCUGCCCGCCUGCCAUCUACACCCUGAUGAAGAGCUGCUGGGAGCUGGAGCCAGGCAAGCGGCCGUCCUUCAAGAAACUCACAGAGAAGCUGCAGAAGGAGCUGAAGCACCUGAGGAACGUUUAACCCCCAUCCUGCUCCCAGGACCUGUGACCAGAAGCCCCUCAGACCCACCGGGGUUGGGAGUGGUGUGGCAAGGGGUGGCUGGGCAGCGAGGUGGCCUACGGUGCCACUCUCUCCCCAUGGAGAUGGGGCAGCAUCUGGGAGGUGGUCUCUCCUCCCC
Messenger RNA from Tauraco erythrolophus (red-crested turaco), 1486 nucleotides. It is a transcript of the gene MATK, whose product is annotated as megakaryocyte-associated tyrosine kinase. Gene Ontology annotation, molecular function: ATP binding; protein binding; protein tyrosine kinase activity. NCBI's taxonomy places the organism in Eukaryota, Metazoa, Chordata, Aves, Musophagiformes, Musophagidae. Gene Ontology annotation, biological process: protein phosphorylation. The record is from RefSeq and is a predicted model, not a curated record.